This is a messenger RNA of Epithele typhae, 303 nucleotides long. RefSeq lists its product as uncharacterized. Gene Ontology annotation, molecular function: structural constituent of ribosome. The transcript has 2 exons. Gene Ontology annotation, biological process: translation. NCBI's taxonomy places the organism in Eukaryota, Fungi, Basidiomycota, Agaricomycetes, Polyporales, Epitheliaceae. The record is from RefSeq and is a predicted model, not a curated record. The coding region runs from base 1 to 303 and encodes 100 amino acids. Gene Ontology annotation, cellular component: mitochondrial small ribosomal subunit; ribosome.
AUGGGCAACGCUCGCGUCCUGCGCGACAUCAAGGCGCGCCACGGCGUGAACGCGACCGAGAUCCUCCGCCGCGCGUACCUCUACGUCGCCCGCAACCAGACGCUGCCGCCGCAGGUGCGCUUCCAGGCGCAGCUCCAGCUCAACACCUUUGGCCGCUACGAGCGCCCGACCGCCGUCAAGAACCGCUGCGUCGUCAGCGGCCGUGGGCGUGGUGUCAUCGGCGAGUUUGGGCUCUGCAGGUACCAAUUCCGCAUGAAAGCGUUGGCAGGGGAGCUUCCCGGUGUACGGAAGGCAAUGUGGUAG